AUGAACGUACGGCGUUUGUCUAAGAGGUCAAUUGCCAGCAUUACUUUAUCCCCAAUAUUGAGUUUUUCUUUGUGCCCUCUGACGUUAUAUCUCUUUACCUUUAGACCAGAACCCCAGGGCCUUGGUGGCUGCUCCAAGCCAAGUAAGCCAGAACAGUCCGUACCUGAUCAGGAUCAGGAUGAGGAAAAGGAGAUCCUGGGCUCGGACGACGAUGAACAAGAGGACCCCUGUGACUACUGCAAGGGAGGAUAUCACCAUGUGAAGAUUGGAGAUCUUUUCAACGGGAGGUACUAUGUGAUCCGAAAGCUUGGCUGGGGGCACUUUUCCACCGUGUGGCUAGCCUGGGACAUCCAGGAGAAGCGUUUCGUAGCCAUGAAGGUGGUGAAAAGUGCUGAACAUUACACCGAAACUGCUUUGGACGAGAUCAAGCUUCUCAAAUCUGUUCGACACACAGACGCCGAUGAUCCCAACAGGGAGAGAGUGGUGCAGCUUCUAGAUGACUUCAAAAUUUCUGGCGUGAACGGCACUCAUGUAUGCAUGGUGUUUGAAGUGUUGGGGUACCAUCUACUUAAGUGGAUCAUCAAAUCAAAUUAUCACGGCCUUCCCUUGCCUUGUGUUAAAAGUAUCAUUAGACAGGUCCUCCAGGGUUUAGACUACCUCCACAAAAAAUGUAAAAUCAUACACACGGACAUCAAACCGGAAAACAUUCUUUUGACCGUAGACGAGUCUUACGUCAAGAAGAUGGCUGUCGAAGCGACGCAGUGGCAAAAGUCUGGCGUGGCACCACCGUCUGGUUCUGCAGUGAGUACAGCUCCACAACCAAAGCAGGUCGCCAAAAUGUCAAAGAAUAAAAAGAAGAAAAUGAAGAAGAAGCUAAAGAAGCAAGCGGCACAGCUAGAAAAAGAAGAAGUAGGAAUGACAGAAGAGGGAGAGGAGGACACGGCGGAAACGGCAUCUGACGUAUCCUCUGCCCCCGUUUCUGUGUCGGCUACUCUGCAGAAUGACACCAACCCUUUUAUCGCAGAGUCUCCUGCCCUAAAGCUACCCCCGCAGACUUCAGAGACAGCUGUACUCACAGAUGGCGCCGCCAACGAAGAGAGCAACACUGAGAUGAAGUGCAACGGCAACACCUAUUCACCUGUUAGAAAAGUCAAUUUUGAAAGUGGGACCAAGCUGUCAACGGAAGAGCUAGAGGACCAACCGAAUGCAAACCAGGUAGAUGAUGGAACGGAGACUCUUGACGCAGUAUGUCACAAACGUGACCUUGAAAGUUGUAACGGUCCUUCUGAGCACCCCGAGCAUCCGUCGCAAGAAAAUCUGCAGCCACCUGCUUCCCUCAGCGAAUAUGUUGCCAACCCGGAGCUGAAUGAUGCUGUCCAAGCAAAGAGUAAGGAGGAAGAGAUGGACAUUCAAGGGGAGAACAAAACGCAAGGUGAAGAUGUCAAGAACAGCCGAAAUGAAUCGCCUACUAGCUUGUUAGUAAACCCCUUGGAUCCUCUGAAUGCUGACAAGUUGCAGAUUAAGAUUGCUGACCUUGGAAAUGCCUGCUGGGUGCACAAGCAUUUUACAGACGAUAUCCAGACUCGGCAGUAUCGUUCACUCGAGGUGCUGUUAGGGUCUGGCUACGGCACACCGGCAGAUAUUUGGAGCACGGCCUGCAUGGCCUUCGAACUAGCAACAGGAGACUAUUUGUUUGAGCCCCACUCUGGAGAAGAUUAUUCCAGAGAUGACGAUCACAUAGCUCUGAUCAUCGAGCUGCUCGGCAAAGUUCCACGUAAGCUCAUCACGGCGGGCAAAUACUCCAAGGUGUUUUUCACCAAGAAGGGGGACUUGCGACAUAUCACCAGGCUGAAACCAUGGGGCAUGUUUGACGUGUUGGUGGAGAAGUACGAGUGGUCCAAAGAAGAGGCUCAAUGCUUCAGCAGCUUCCUACAGCCCAUGCUGGACCUCGUCCCGGAAAGGAGGGCCACGGCGGCUGAGUGCCUCUCGCACGCGUGGCUGGCAUAA
Nerophis lumbriciformis (worm pipefish) is the source of this 2007-nucleotide messenger RNA. The record is from RefSeq and is a predicted model, not a curated record. Lineage: Eukaryota; Metazoa; Chordata; Actinopteri; Syngnathiformes; Syngnathidae.